CGCGUUCGCGCGCUUCACACGUCUGUAGCGCACAACCGCAGCACCAUGAUGCUCGCAGGCGCGCAAAUCGUGGACGAGCAGAGUGUGGCCUAUAGGCCUGAUAUAUCAGUGAGGCCUAGUGUCAGCUCCUCCCACACUCCUAGCCCUUCUCCCCAAGGACCUCAAGGCCUCAGACAAACCAUCGCUAAAAUCCCGCAAAGGGACCCAGUGGAUAUCCAUUUCUCCAAUAUCACAUGCACCGUCAGUUUAGGAAUCAAUAAAGGUCAGAAGCAGAUCCUCCAUGGAGUUCACGGUCGACUGCGUCCCCGGCAGCUGAUAGCUAUCAUGGGCCCCUCUGGUGCUGGCAAGUCUACAUUGCUCGAUGUACUCUCCGGAUACCGCAUCAGUGGGGUUGGCGGAGCAGUGUUUGUUAAUGGAAGGGGACGUGUCCUUAAGAGGUUUAAGCGCAUGUCGUGCUACAUACAGCAGGACGACCGGCUGCAAGGUCUGCUCACUGUGGGCGAAAACAUGAUGCUCGCCGCUGACCUCAAGCUGCCCACGAAAUUAGACAAAUACGAAAAAGGGGAAGUGAUCGAAGAUAUCCUAACUAAUCUUGGUUUGUACGAGCACAUGAACACUAGCGCCGCGCAGCUGUCCGGCGGUCAAAGGAAGCGGCUCUCUAUUGCACUAGAGCUCAUCAACAACCCUCUCAUCAUGUUCCUGGAUGAACCCACUACAGGUCUGGACAGUUCCUCAUGCUCCAACGUAGUGGAACUAUGCCGUAGUUUGGCACAUCAGGGGCGGACAAUAGUGUGCACGGUGCAUCAGCCGUCGGCAUCGCUGUUCGCACUCUUCGACCACGUGUACAUGCUGGCAGCGGGCAACUGCCUCUACCAGGGCACCACCGCAAACCUUGUCCCGUAUCUUCAACAAGCCGGCAUACCUUGCCCUAUGUAUCAUAACCCUGCUGAUUACAUAAUAGAAUUAGCGUGCGGCGAAUACGGUGAGGAUAAGAUCGAAUACUUGACGAACAAAGCGGAAAACGGGAGAGACCUGAGCUGGUUCGACGAACCAGAGGGCAUUCCUAGUAUGGAGGCGCUCCGCAAGCAGUACCCACUUAGCGUCCUCAAGGAACAAGACUCGGGACCCGCGGGAGAAGAAACAUCACAGUCCAACCAGACUUCGGUGCUAAUUAAAAGAGGAUUCAUGAAAGCGAAACGUGAUUCUACCAUGACGCAUAUGAGGCUUGUGGUAAACGUUGUGGUGGGCAUCAUGCUCGGCAGCCUAUUCAUCAAGGCGGGUAAUGAGGGCUCGCGUGUCAUAGAGAACUACAAUCUGCUGUUUGCUAUACUGAUGCACCAUAUGAUGUCCCCUAUGAUGCUCACCAUACUCACAUUUCCAUCAGAGAUGUCGAUUUUAAUAAAAGAACACUUUAAUCGAUGGUAUUCGCUGGGCUCCUACUACAUAUCUAUAACGCUUGUGGACCUGCCGAUAUCUAUCGUUUCGUGCCUGGUGUUCAGCAUCAUAGUGUACACGAUGUCGUCGCAGCCGCUGGACGUGGUGCGCUUCCUCAUGUUCUUCGCGAUCUCACUGUACACGGUGCUCGUCGCGCAGAGCUUCGGACUGAUGAUUGGCGCCGUAUUCAAUGUUGUUAACGGCACUUUCCUGGGACCUGCUCUCUCUGUGCCUAUGAUGAUGUUUGCGGGUUUCGGCGUGACAUUGCGAGACUUGCCCCCCUAUUUAUACUGGGGCUCCUACGUUUCCUAUUUACGGUAUGGCCUGGAAGGACUCAUAGGAGCAAUCUACGGCCUCGAGAGACCGACACUUGAUUGUAACCAGGCCAAAUACUGCCAUUAUAGAUACCCUAGGACAUUUUUAAAGGAAGUAGCGAUGUCGCCCGACAUGUUUUGGUGGGACGUGCUAGCCCUCACGGUAUUCGUCUUCGUGUUGAGAACUGCCGCUUUCUUGCUGUUGAAAUGGAAAUUAAAUGCAGUCAGAUAGUCUAGCUAUAGUUUACUUCAGUUAAGUGGUCAAUUUAGGGACUAAUUAACGUCUCUGAGUACGUUACCCCAAAACCAAAGAAUUGUACUAAAAAACAAAAUUAUAUGUGAUUUAUAUUUGACAUUAAACUAACCUAAAAAGUU
Messenger RNA from Papilio polytes (common Mormon), 2123 nucleotides. It is a transcript of the gene Atet, whose product is annotated as ATP-binding cassette sub-family G member 1. The record is from RefSeq and is a predicted model, not a curated record. Gene Ontology annotation, molecular function: ABC-type transporter activity; ATP hydrolysis activity; ATP binding. The coding region runs from base 46 to 1980 and encodes 644 amino acids. NCBI's taxonomy places the organism in Eukaryota, Metazoa, Arthropoda, Insecta, Lepidoptera, Papilionidae. Gene Ontology annotation, cellular component: plasma membrane. The transcript has 11 exons.